AUGUACCUGGGGAACAACUCAAAGGGAAAGCCACAUACGUUCCAGUACGUCAGCAUACUGAAAGUUCUCAAGAUGUAUCUGCAGCCUCCACAGGUUUCACACGUAAGUGUACAACAGGGCAGCGAAGGCCACCUCAAGAGCGUGUUUGAUGGCUCUGCCUUCAAAGGGCACAAAUAUUUUCAAGGCGAUACAAAGACGCUCUGUAUCCAGCUCUACUGCGACGAGUUUGAAGUCUGCGAUCCCUUGGGUGCCAAAAGAGGAAAGCACACGUUGAUCCCUUCUGCAACAUAUCCAGCUGUGGUUGCCCGGGACAAGCUUGCGGAACGCUAUUUACUGCACCGUAUUCUGGAGCCCCUUGUGAAUGAUAUCGCAGAGCCUGAAACAGAAGGCAUAGUCGUGAAUUCUAUACGGUACACUGGGUCAGCGCUGUGUCUCUCAGGCGACAACUUAUCCAGCCACCGUGUGGGGGCAUUUGCAACAAGCUUCAGCCACGGUCGCGUGUGCCGUUUCUGCAUGGCUCUGCACUAUGAACUGUCUGCCAAGCACAAGGAGCAGCAUUUUCACAUGCGGUCUCCUGAAAGCCAUGCGUACCACCUCGACAUGUUGGAAAGAGGGCUUCCUGCAUUGUCAUUAUAUGGAGUGAAAAGGCCCUGUACAUUACCACUUCACGGGUUUGACCCCACAGAGCACCUGCCGCCCGACGUGAUGCAUGAUGUUCACGAAGGCAUCUUGCCAUUCCUCCUGAAGCACGUCCUUUCCAAGCUUUUUUCUGCCAAAUAUUUCUCCUUGGAAACCUUGAAUGCUUCGAUUGAAAAAUUUCGAUACGACCCAUGUGAUCUGAAAAAUAAGCCCGAGAGCAUACAUCCGACUGUGCUGAUAGGCAAGGGCUCCCUGAAAGGGAGUGCCUCUCAGAAGUUCUGUUUGUUCAGGAACAUUGCUCUCUAUGUUGGAGAGUUCAUUCCGCAAGAGAAUAGGUUCUGGAGGCUCUACACUAUGUUCCGAGAAGUCGUUGACCUGAUCAUGUGCAGAGACUUGCCACUUGACUACGUUCCUUAUCUCCAUCGCCGCAUCGAGUUUUUCCGGCAAGAAUUCCAGAUACUGUUUCCAGAUACUCCAAGGAUAGUGUAUCCAGCAAGGGCUGCAGACAACCCCUACCGAGCAAGCACCGGAGGCUGUCCAACUGUAUCUAGCAAGCCACGUACGGCAUUGAGCAACGUCUGGUUGUUUCCAUGA
This is a messenger RNA of Ornithodoros turicata, 1233 nucleotides long. RefSeq lists its product as uncharacterized. The transcript is spliced from 3 exons. The record is from RefSeq and is a predicted model, not a curated record. Bases 1 to 1233 code for a protein of 410 amino acids. NCBI's taxonomy places the organism in Eukaryota, Metazoa, Arthropoda, Arachnida, Ixodida, Argasidae.